This is a messenger RNA of Penicillium waksmanii, 504 nucleotides long. RefSeq lists its product as uncharacterized. The record is from RefSeq and is a predicted model, not a curated record. The transcript has a single exon. Bases 1 to 504 code for a protein of 167 amino acids. Lineage: Eukaryota; Fungi; Ascomycota; Eurotiomycetes; Eurotiales; Aspergillaceae.
AUGAAGUUCAACAUCGCACUCGCAGCCGCUUUCAUAGGCCUUGCCGAAACCAGCGCCAUCCCAGCCGAUACAGCCAACUUGAAUGUCCUGGCUCGCCGUGAUCCCGAAGACAAGUCCGGCAACUCUCAGUUCAUCCUUACCUGUGAUACUCAAGCUCUCCCUGUCACUGGCGGUGCCGUUGGUGAAGGCGAAGGAGGCGAUAGUACACAAAACUCCGGCUUAUAUUUCAAUGCCCAGGGCACUAAGGUCGAGGCCGAACCCGACCAGUGUACCUCCGAGGACCCCUUCUGCACCAACUGCCUCUUCUCGGGACAUGACCUCAGCUCGCCUACCAAUGUCACUGGGUGCUACAACGCGGCUAGUGGUGACAAAGGCUGCACUAUUAAAUUUGAGUAUGGAGAUACGGACUACAACAACGAUGAUGGCGUGCCCAGUUGUGGCCACGAAGAUAAGAAUGUGCCUUUCGGUUCUAAGCUUAGCGCUUUCUGCUACUUUGAUGUUUGA